Molecule: messenger RNA, 1365 nt
Organism: Fusarium mangiferae
Lineage: Eukaryota; Fungi; Ascomycota; Sordariomycetes; Hypocreales; Nectriaceae
Exons: 2
Coding region: 1-1365 (454 amino acids)
Biological process (GO): lipid metabolic process
Molecular function (GO): phosphoric diester hydrolase activity
Source: RefSeq, a predicted model, not a curated record
AUGAAGCAUUCCCAAGCCCCACGACAUGACUUGGAGUCAUCUGUCGAGUACAUGAACGAUGGCUAUUCAAUGGAGAGUCCAACGGACUGGCCUGGGCCUCUGGAUAUGAAUGACUUCGUUCCAAGACGACGAAACUUACAUAUCAAAGGAUUGGGAACAUCUUCGUUGCCACGUCUUCGAGUCGUCCAGUUUCGAAGGAAGCUGCGGAGAAUCUUCUGCCUGCUAAUUAUUAGCUAUCUCUCCAUGACUGGCCUGUUCCAUAUUCUAGGAAAUACCUUGCAUCAUUACCUUCCGGACGAAAUGGAUCUGAUCGUUCACCCGUGGAUCGACUCCGCAGCGGCAACAAUUGGCAUCGGACACUGGUUAUCCGACUCCACAGUGACCACACAACCUGUGAGUUGCCAUUCACAUAACGACUAUUUGAGGAAUGUGCCACUUUUGGACGCCAUUUCUGCAGGUUGCCCGAGUGUCGAAGCUGAUGUAUGGAAGGAGGAGGAUGACUUGUACGUGGCUCAUCGUCAUUUCCAACUACAGGUCAACCAUACCCUGGAAAGUAUGUAUCUCAAUCCAUUACUCGAAAUUUUCGACCGUCAAAGAGACAUAUUCUCAUGUGGACGAGAGAUGCCUUGCCAUUCCCCUUCGACUGCUAAUGAGCCUCCUGCUGGAGUUUUCGAGUCUGAUCCGGACCGGCCGCUGGUGGUCCUCAUCGAUUUCAAAACAGAAGGAAACGCAACCUGGGAGAAGCUUCAGAGACAACUCGAGCCACUGCGACGCAGAAAUCUGCUCACGCAUUUUAACGGUACAGACAUUGUACCUGGCCCCGUGGUCAUUGUCGGCACAGGAAAUACCCCAUUCGACAAGAUAGCAGCAAAUGCCACCUACCGUGAUGUAUUUUAUGAUGCACCAUUGGAGUUGUUGGCUGAUGCGUCUCAAAUUUGGCCAAAUCCAAACAGAGCUCAAGCUGCAAGCUCUCAACAACCGGAUAAUUGCAUCGAGCAAGGUGUCUUGCCGAGCAGCAUUGAACGAAGGCAAGUCAGCCGAUACAAUGGGGAAAAGAGCAAAUUCUCAAACCAGUACAACUCUCAUAAUAGCUACUAUGCUUCUGCUCAUUUCAAAAAAGCAGUUGGGCAUGUUUGGGGCUCGCGAUUGUCGCAAGAGCAAUUACAACGCAUUCGGGCCCAGAUCCAUGGUGCUCAUCGAUUGGGUCUCAAGGCCAGGUAUUUUAGUGUGCCAGCUUGGCCUAUUGGGCUGAGAAAUCAUAUUUGGCAUAUUCUGACACGGGAGGGCGUGGAUGUUCUCAGUGUUGAUGACCUGCGGCAGGCAACUACGUGGGAUUGGAGGAAGAAGAAGGGUCUGUUUUUUUAG